This is a messenger RNA of Phragmites australis (common reed), 1837 nucleotides long. Its product is annotated as protein AUXIN RESPONSE 4-like. Bases 119 to 1345 code for a protein of 408 amino acids. The transcript has 2 exons. Gene Ontology annotation, biological process: auxin polar transport. Gene Ontology annotation, molecular function: hydrolase activity. NCBI's taxonomy places the organism in Eukaryota, Viridiplantae, Streptophyta, Magnoliopsida, Poales, Poaceae. Gene Ontology annotation, cellular component: endoplasmic reticulum; mitochondrion. The record is from RefSeq and is a predicted model, not a curated record.
GCCCAGUCCACGGACACCCACUUUCCCCAGCAAGCGAGCGGCUUUUCACACUGCCCGCUGUCCCCGACUCCACUCUCCUGUCUGCCCACGCCGCGCCGGGGAGCAAACCAAGCCAGCAAUGCCGGCGGCCGAUCCCCCCGCUGUCGCCGAUGCCGACGCCGCAGCGGCGCCGGACCAAGCCCCGCCCCCACCGCAGCCGCCACCCCACCCCCUCUCCCUCGCAUCCGCGAUCCCUUUCUGGUUCUACCUCGCGGCCGCCGUCUCCCUCCUCGCGCUCCUCCUACCUCACUUCUUGCCUCCCUCCUCCCACGCGCCCCCUCUCCAGCCCCCCCUCCUCCGCGGCCACCUUGCCUCGGGGCGCUUCCUCAAGCUCGACCCAUUCCCAGGCCUCUUCGCCGCCACCUCCCGCCCCGCCGGCGGCCCUCCCGCGCACCGCGUCCUCAUCCUCCCCGGCCUCGCCGCAGGAUCCUUCUCCUUCCGCCGCGUCCUCCCCGCCCUCUCCUCCCGGGGCAUCCUCGCCGCGGUCCUCGACCUCCCGGGCCAGGGCCUCUCCGCAACGCCGCCUGCCGCGGCCGCUCCCGCGCGCGCCAGCGCUCUCCGGGAGAUCAUGGAUCGCGGCGUCUUCCACGCCUUCGAGCACCUCGUCCAGACCGGCGAGGUGCCGUACCAGGAGCCCGCGGGCGUGGGGGCGCCGCCGCCCUCGUCCCCGUACGCACCCGCCGAGGCGGCCGCGGCCGUCGCCCGGGCCUUGGAGGCGCUCGGCGUCGCCCCCGUACACCUCGUGCUCCACGACUCCGCGCUCGCCGCCGGGGCCUCGUUCGCGUCGGCCAACCCGGGGGCGGUCCGGAGCGUGACGUUGGUUGACGCCACCGCGUCCCUGCCGGCGUUCCCGGCUGCAGUCUUCGACGUGCCCGUGUUGGGGAGGCUGGUGCUGCGGGUGCCGGCGCUGUUCCGUGGGCUGGUGCGGCUGUGCUGCGCGCGGGGGAUAGGGGCCGAGGAGGCUGAGGCGCAACGGGCGGCGAUGCGCGGGGAGGGGAGGACGGAGGGAGUGAUUGAGGCAUGGAAGGCGAUGAACCACAGCUUUCAGCUGGGGGAGUGGAGGGGUUCUUCGGAGGAGGUGAGGCGGCUGCCGAUGAUGGUGCUGUGGUCGGGUUCUUGGUCGGAUAUGUGGAUCGAUGAGGGGAAGAAGGUGGCAGCUGCGCUGCCGGAUGCCAAAUUCAUCUACCAUUCCGGCGGUCGCUGGCCUCAGGAGGAUGCCGCUGAGGAAAUCUCAGAGCUGAUAGCAGAUUUUGUGACCUCAUCAGAAGAAGCAGAAGGUGGUCGCAUUGAACAGCCAGUGGUAUGACAACCUUUCAGUACCAGAUUCAUGAUCAUGUUCAAGGAUCAAGGUUCUGGUUGUGAAAAUGCCUUAUGGGCAUACAGAGUCUCGCUCAACCAAGAUGAUUUGCUCUUUCUUGUACAAGUUGUAGCUCCUGCCAGCAGGAAAUGCUCACCUAAGUGCGGACAUCAUGUUCAUGUACGAUAUCCUCCUUCGAGGAUCGUUGAACAAAUGCACCCAUAGAGCUCUUGUGUUGGUCUUUCAGUUGAUGCUGUGACAUGUGUACCUUGAGAUGUUUGUUUUAGGAGAGUUUCUUAUUGUGCCGUCUGUAACUUACACUGCUGUACUUUGUUGCUAAAUGGGUAUUGAUACUUGCUGUCCUGCAUGCAUUGUAAAACGGCGAGAUACUCAUGCUAGCAUUUGUGUUUUUACCAAACAUGUCCUAUGGUAGUAUGUACUCAUUUUAGCAUUACUUUGAAGACAACAUAUUCUAUUCAAUCACUUUUCGGGGUGCAUUCA